CCCCCAACAAUUUCUGAACAUCCUUUGGAUAUUUUGGUAGCGAAAGAUGAUCCGGCUACUUUGAGGUGUGAAGCUGAAGGAGAAGGAGUGGAGAUAACUUGGUAUAAAGACUCGGAACCUGUUAAGGUUGGGAAUGGUCAUCGUCUUUUGUUACCUGAUGGUUCUUUGCUUCUUUUAAAAGUUAAAAGUGGCGGACCUGAUUCUGAUGCUGGUGUUUAUUAUUGUGUAGCAAAAAACAAAUUUGGCGAAGUCAGAUCGCAAGAAGCAAAUUUACGGGUUGCCAUGCUUCGAGAAGAGUUUCGAAUUAAUCCACAUUCUGUACAGGCCCUCAUAGGCAAUCGAGUCACUUUAGAUUGUCUACCUCCCAAAGGCUUUCCAGAACCUGUAGUUAGUUGGAGAAAGGAUGAAAGGGAAGUAAAUACUCAAAACAACGAAAAAUAUCAAUUAUUGGAUAGUGGGAAUUUAAUCGUUGAAAAUGCACAAAAAUCAGAUGCAGGCUUCUAUCAAUGUGUUGCUUCCAAUUCCGUUGGAGAAAGAAUAUCAAAGCCUGCAAGACUUUCUGUCUAUGAGAAGCCUAAAUUUUUGGUUGAACCAAGAAAUGUGGUAGCUGAAGUAAAUUCUUCUGUCCUUUUUGAAUGUAAAGUUGCUGGAGAGCCUUUACCUACCAUCUCUUGGAAAAAACGUGAUGGACAAAUGCCAAUUGGACGGGCUUAUGUAGCAAGAGAUAGAGGAGGCCUUAGAAUUGAUAGGUUUGUACAAAAAUCUUUAUUUUUGGUUUUAUUAGUUUUGAAUUUUAUGGGGCUUAAUUUUUUAGAGGAACGUUUUUUUAAUUGAGUCGUUUUAAAGAUCAAUUUAUUAGUGUUUUGAUUAGGUUUCCCGGUU
Meloidogyne enterolobii is the source of this 882-nucleotide messenger RNA. The record is from the annotation of a GenBank genome assembly. Lineage: Eukaryota; Metazoa; Nematoda; Chromadorea; Rhabditida; Meloidogynidae.